AUGGCAGGUCAUUCUUCAUGGGAAGAACAACGUUAUUUAUAUCCUCAUGAUAUCCGAGAUAAAUUUCCAAUAUGGGAACGUGAUUUUAAUAUUCAACCAUUUAAAUAUGAACGUUCACGUUUACCAUUUCGUAUGACAAAUGAAGAACGUUUAUGGCGUAAACAAUGGCUUCAAGAUCAAGUUCUAGCAGCCGAUGAACCUAAAAAUGUACCAAAUCUACAUAAACUUCAUAAAAACCCUAUUCGUUAUAGAUGGAUGGUAUUUUGGGAUAGUAUAUUCAAUCGAUUACGUCCAGUUGUUGGUAAUACUGCAGCAUCUGUGCUUCGUCAAACAGUUCCAAAAUUUCUUCUUAUUCAUUUGGGUGUCUUAAGUGGAAUAUAUAUGGUGCUUUAUCAUAAACAAGAAUGGGAAAAAUAUGGUGGAGUUCAAGUUUAUGGUUAUAAAGGAAACCAUGUUGAAAGUAUAAGUUCAUGGAAAACACUUGAUUCAACUGAUUAUGUCGAUCGUGGUUUUAAAGAACGUACAAGUAACCGUUGGACUGACCAUAAAUAUUAA
This is a messenger RNA of Adineta steineri, 555 nucleotides long. Lineage: Eukaryota; Metazoa; Rotifera; Eurotatoria; Adinetida; Adinetidae. The record is from the annotation of a GenBank genome assembly.